CAUGCGGAAGUAAAUCCAGCCAAGAUGGCAGCGUCCUUCACAGGCAUGUUUUGAUGUUUUGAGAGUCAGACAUGCUGAACAGUUGCACAUUUUACGAGCUGCACAACUGACAAGAGCAGAUAUUGAGAGCGGAACAUGGAGAGACAAGAGUUCGUCGCGUCUUUAGUGGCGGGCGGCUGUGCGGGGAUGUGUGUGGAUCUGACCCUCUUCCCCCUGGACACCAUUAAGACCAGACUGCAGAGUCAGCAGGGCUUCUACAAGGCAGGGGGCUUCAGGGGCAUCUACGCUGGAGUCCCAUCUGCAGCUGUCGGCUCCUUCCCCAAUGCCGCUGCUUUCUUUGUCACCUACGAAUGCACAAAAUCCCUGCUCGGCGCUGGCGGAGCUCUAGCAGCACCGCACGUGGCACCUGUCACUCACAUGCUGGCCGCCUCCCUGGGAGAAAUAGUGGCAUGUCUGAUCCGGGUGCCCACAGAGGUGGUCAAACAGCGGACCCAGGCUUCUCCCUCAUCCACCACCUACCAUGUCCUGCUGACUACAAUCAAAGAAGAGGGUUUCCGAGGCUUGUACAGAGGAUACCGGAGUACGGUUCUCAGAGAGAUCCCGUUCUCGCUGGUGCAGUUUCCACUUUGGGAAUAUUUAAAGACUCUGUGGUCAUGGAGGCAAGGUCACACGCUCUACUCUUGGCAGGCUGCAGUGUGCGGAGCUUUUGCAGGUGCGGUGGCGGCGUUUGUUACCACUCCUCUUGACGUGGCGAAGACCAGGAUCAUGCUCGCAAAGGCCGGGUCGACCACGGCGAACGGCAACAUCCCGCUGGUGCUCUAUGAUGUGUGGAAGAGCCGAGGCCUCUCAGGUCUGUUUGCCGGCAGCAUACCGCGGGUAACCUUCAUCAGUAUGGGCGGUUUCAUCUUCCUGGGAACCUACGAGAAGAUCCACCGCUCGUUGCUUUAGCAGCUCGUCCUCUGUGAAUGUCCUGAGCUCUGACCUGGUGGAGAAACAGCAAGGGAAGCAUCUCUCUGAAUGUAGCACCCUCGUCCCCUGGAGGUCCCCUGAAGGCCUCUCCAAGCUGCUGGGCCCCGAGAAGCAAGGAACACCUGGUGCUUGUUGGGGGAAGAGUCAUCCACGGGCCUGAUCGCAUUACCCAGAGUGCUGCAUUCCUGCUCAUCAGUGCCCUGACUUUAACAGCCUGAGCUCACACCUCUGUAACAGCAACAGUGGUUUGGUGAAGUGGAGCCACACCCUGUCACACGAGGCUAGCAUGUACAGUAUGUGUGUGUGAAUCAAUGAGAUAUGGUAUUAAAGACUGUCUCUUUUUAUGUUUUAAA
Molecule: messenger RNA, 1322 nt
Organism: Sebastes umbrosus (honeycomb rockfish)
Lineage: Eukaryota; Metazoa; Chordata; Actinopteri; Perciformes; Sebastidae
Gene: slc25a26
Product: solute carrier family 25 member 26
Exons: 10
Coding region: 136-948 (270 amino acids)
Biological process (GO): transmembrane transport
Cellular component (GO): mitochondrial inner membrane
Molecular function (GO): S-adenosyl-L-methionine transmembrane transporter activity
Source: RefSeq, a predicted model, not a curated record